AUGGAUUACAGCCUUCCUAUCUCCGUCCAUCUUGAAAAUUUCGCGAACAUGAGUUUGCCGGAGUUGGUAAGUGCCGGGGAGCAAUUCCCGGAGUGGCGUGGCAUAAUUGCUCCAAUGGUGGCGGAGAAGGAAUACUUGAAGAAUCUUGAAAUAAGACUGUGCCGGAGAGCCUGGACCCCGCCUACCGGUACUGUUCUUCACACUGGACAGAGAAAGCGUUGCACGACUUGUGAUGGGGGUGAGAAUGGCGGCGUCGCCGGGGGCUAUGGUCCGACGACGGAAGUUUGCCCGGCGCAGGCCGCUGAUGGUUCAGAUCGUCAACCUGAUGCUACCGCAAGAAACGGUUCAAGCCGCCCUCCAGAGGAUGUACGUUAUAACCAAGACUACUGCCUCUCGCAUCUUUGGAUGGCUUUCACGCUCGAAACCGGAGAGUCACUGUCGUACACCGAUCGGAGCCGGGAGUAUUUUGAGGAUUGGCUGGAUAGUUAUCAAUCAAUAUCGUUUAUACAGCCAGAUCAAUAUGAAUUUCUUGAAAGCCACAGAGAAAGUGCCUGGGAACUGGUCGGCGUGAUGCUUCCAGGGGAAACAGUUGGUGCGGCGAUGAGAAGAUCAGAGCAUGGACGCGCAAUAUCUGCCCUGGCGUAUAAGAUCCAAAGUGAUACAAUCUCAUCCACGAUUCCUUUAUGGGGGCGCCAACUCAACACAUGCACGCGAGAAGAUCUGGAAGACGUUGUCGUCUGGUGCGAGAAGCAGAUGAUGCUAGGUGUUCUGUUGCAAGAUAUUCGGGGUUGGUANAGCAUUUGCCUGGUGCUUGUUUUAGUUCUUGUUUAG
This is a messenger RNA of Striga asiatica, 831 nucleotides long. Lineage: Eukaryota; Viridiplantae; Streptophyta; Magnoliopsida; Lamiales; Orobanchaceae. The record is from the annotation of a GenBank genome assembly.